AUGGCUGCAAACAAUCAUCAACCAAAUGUGUUGGAUAUCUAUAAUGGUAGACAGUUGCUAGAGAGAUACCGUCUGGACAGAGAGGGGAUAGAGUUUUUAGAAGCAGAGUUGAAUCAGUUUAUAGCAACUAGGAACAGGAGCAUGACUGUUACAGAAAAGAUUCUGAUAACACUGCGAUUUCCUAAUGUUAUUGGAGUCAUUGAUGGGACACAUGUGCAAAUCAAGGCCCCAUUACAGGAUGAGCCAGCGUAUGUGAACAGAAUGGGUUACCAUUCGAUCAACACGCAGAUAGUCUUUGAUGGCCGGGACAAUAUCAUAGAUAUUGUUGCAAGAUGGCCUCGUGCAACCCCUGACAGCAGAAUGCUUAGGGAAAGCGGACUCCAUGCUUUGUUUCUAGGAGGGCUUGUACCUGGUGACCACAGUUACCUACUGGGUGAUAGUGGAUACCCAUGCAAAAAGUGGCUACUAACACCUUAUGUAAAUCCACAACCAGGAGCCCAAACCCGCUACAACAGCGCCCAUAAAACAACCCGUUCAAGAGUGGAAGGCGGCAUUGGCCAACUGAAAAGGAGGUGGGGAAUCCUGAACGGGGAAAUACGAUUAAAACCAGAAAAGGCGUGCAGGGUUAUCAUUGCAUGUGCUGUUUUGCACAACAUUUGUAAGCGGCGCAACAUUCCAUUGCUUGACAUUUUACCGAAUGCAGCAGGUCAAGGGAUGAACCAGGGCGUAUAUGCAGGGCCCCAAGAAGGGUUGCGUUACAGGGAAUUUGUAGCCCAAUCAUUUUUUUUGAAUGUAGUAGAAAUGCAAUAUAGACUUGUAUCUCCAUAUUUAUACGUAUGA
Messenger RNA from Mya arenaria, 840 nucleotides. RefSeq names its product putative nuclease HARBI1. The transcript is spliced from 5 exons. The record is from RefSeq and is a predicted model, not a curated record. The coding region runs from base 1 to 840 and encodes 279 amino acids. Lineage: Eukaryota; Metazoa; Mollusca; Bivalvia; Myida; Myidae.